AUGGCACAAGCGAAUACAAGUGAAUCAACCAAUGCAGCUCAUCAUGAUCAAUUUGCUAGUCCUCAUGAGUUUCAUAGUCCUGAGCAGUUUGACGCUCUUAAGAAAGAAUAUACCAGAGUGAGUAUAAACAGGGUCUUAGGUAGGAUUUUAGAUUUUGGGAGUGUUUCUAAAUUUCCAGCAUACCUGCCAAUUACCCAGAAUAGCCAAAGAUGUAAUUAUACAGUCCAUUUAUGCUUGCCAACAAUAAUAGAUUAUGCCUGUGGUUGUUCUAUGCUUUACAACCAAAUUCAAGGUCAGCAUGUGCUCAUAUUUCGCACUGAUAUUAAAGUCAGUUACUGUAGCAAGUCUUUGGUCAUUGAAAGUAGCCAGUCGGCCAUGUUAAGUUUGUUUGAAAGGUCUUCGAUCAAUCCGAGCUUUUAAUGAAAGUCUAGAGCACAUGUCUUCCAUGACAUUUGGUGUCUUAAUGUUUGUUGGAAAAACAAAACAAUUAAAGAAUGUACAUUAAAUAUUAACUAGAAUGUUUCUGGUUUUAAUAAAACAGAAAUGAAUAGUUCAUAUUCUGGUAUUGGUGGGUAAAAUACCAGCGGUGGAGGGGGUGUUGAGUUCCUUUCCUGUUUGGGUGGCACUUAUCACAGGAAAAAAUUUUAAAUUUCCAUUAAUGGAUUUUGGAAUGGUUUUUAAAGAUUUAACAUUAUCAUAGAUGUACCGUGUAUAUUAUGAAUGUAAAAACUGAUUUCUUACCAUUCUUGCAUGUUAUUAUCGAUUUCCUAUAUUGUAAAUUGGUACCAUGAUAAGCUUUUGUUGGUAGGGAUGUAACUACCUGAUAAAUACAAAGCAAAAUUUGACAUUUCGAGUGCCCUUUGUCAGGAAGUUAGAAGUUAAGUUGAUACUAACUUCCCAACAAAGGGCCUUCGCUUGAAAUGUGGAAUUUCACUUUGCAUUUUUCAGGCCGUUGCAUUCUACCAACGAAAGCUUGUUAUUGUUGCCACUAUCUACAAUACAGACCAUUCAAGAUUAUGAAAACCAUGAUGUUUAAUAUUUACAAUUAAGGGGCUGACUACAUGGUGCAAGUCCCGCCUAGCCAAGUUGGCCCAGCUAAGGGAGUUGACUUUCAAAUUACGAUUACAUGUAUCGGGUUCACCCGACUAAUUGGGGUCAAGCAAGCUCAUUAAUUAAGAUUGAAAAUGCUGAACAGUAGAAAAAUUGUUGUUAAGUAUUGAUUAAAGAUGGUUUACAGUAUAUGUUGUAUUUUAGGGUUUCCUCACACACAGAACAGUGUUGAUUGCAGUAUUGGUCCAGACACAAUUCUUUCGCUUGUAUUCUCAUAAAAUGCAGUUGCUUCACUGUCCUAAAGCCAAAAGCGUUUAUUGAAACACAAAACAGCAGUCUGAUGCUAGUUUGAAAUUUUAAACAUAUAUAUAAUUUUAUAUUAUUUUGUUUACAUUCUCGAAACUAUAAAACUGUGCAUGUGUGAUUUUUCAGCGCUUUACCGAGACAACUCAACAAAAUGCUAUCACAUGGGGAAAAUGCAAAUUUUUCAACUCAGCCAACCAAGUUGUCUCGGUGCGAACAAGCGAGGUCCUGGCCAGGUGAGUUGGCCUGUUACCCAUGUAAUUGCAUUAUUGUUUUUAGUAGUAUUUGCUGUAGAAGCCACAGUAUCUGUGAAAUUGUCUCACCUUGGCUAGCUGGGACAACUCGGCUCUUGUAAUCAGCCCCUGAAGGUAUUUUUCUGGUAAAUAUUAAACAACAUGGUUUUUACUAAUUUCUUUGUGCAAUAUAACAAACAGUCUUACACUUUGAGCAGAUCUUCACAGUAGUAGUAAAUUGUCUUUUCCCACAACUAGCACAUGACUGGGACUCUUCUGUUUUGGACUACUUCUUGUCGCUUGCACCCUCUGGCAUAAUGCUCACCCGAACCUCAAAUAUAGCAAUGAUAGCAGUCAUUUUUUCCUUGUUCUUGACGCGAUGCACAAGCAGGUCUCCCUGGAUGUCUUUUGCUGCUGUAGUCAUUUGUCGCAAAUCUAAUGCUCUUACAAGGAAGGAAAUCUUGUGCAGUUUAGUUCCUGUUAUAACUCAGUUGCACUUUUUUGCUUAUAAUGUGCUUUUGACACUUGUAAUAACAGUUCCAAUUAUUCGAUUGUUGCAACAUAUGUUGAAGUUUCAAAGUUGAACUUAUUGCACAUACGGCCGCUUUAAUAAUCUCAUUUUGAGGGUAUCCUUUUACUUUCCCAGCAUCAAUUUGUCAUGUUAACUGGCUGUCUGGCAAAUGACAGUCUAUUUUUUUUGCUAUCAGGGCCAAUUAUACCAAUUUACAAUUAUUUUAAACUCUUUUGUCUAUAAACAGUAAAAUUGCCUUGUUUCACUUCAAGAAUUACCCAUAUUUUCUUUGCUAUUUGUGUCGUAUUGAAGUUCUAAUGUGGGGCUCAUCAUUUAACAAACUGUUUGUUUACAUCCGUUAAGUACUUCAUUUUAGCAGUGGUAGAGAGGUUCAGGACGCCACGGUCGGCGCUCUACGUAUCAAUGCUUCCAUACCAUUUUCGGUUUUCCAUAUAAAUUUCAACAACUCUAAUUUCCUUUUGUUGACAAAGACUUGUCUGACUUUUGUGAUAGUUGUAGAUGAAGUCUUUCCAUGGCAUAGUUAAUAUGGUGUUCUAUGUUAAUUAACUAUAGUCUUUCUCAGAAGAAUAUUCCAAAGUAAGCAUAUGACACGUGUUUAUUCACUCAGCUGCGGUUAUUGACAUUCUCUUCAGGUUGCAAAAACCGUAUCUUAUGAUCUACGUGUUGCGAUUUUCCUGACAAAAAUACAAAUAUUUUAAGACCUAGCUCGUUUUAUGCCAUUCACUAUAGUGUAAUUAUACAGUGAACGUCUUUCAGAAAUUGGGGAAGUAUACACGCUUAUUUUGCGAUACACAGCGAAAAAUAACUUUGCCGACAGCUUUAAGACAAUGUGGCGCAGUAAGAAUUCACGCCUUGGUCGUGUAGUUUCUACGAUUUUUCCUGACUUCAUAUUAUGCGCUAAAAACUUAAAAAUAGUUUUGUCAAAUGCGCAAUAAGCCAAUAGUCUGAAGAUGGAUGUCUUUUAUAAUCAGAUUUAUUUCGUAAAAAGAGACUGAGUAAUUAUACAUUUUGUAUGUGGGGCACCCGAUCGAUAUGCGGAUUCAAAUCUGAAUAUGAAUGUGUAUCUGUAAAUGAACCUGAAACUGUAGAACCGAUCGUACUACUUCCGUAGUUGAAAACGAAAGUAGCUUUCCUUCCAUCUCCAGCUGUAAUUCUUCAAAAUCCUUCUGUUGAGCCAUCUUACCACAAUAUUAUUGAUACAUAUCGACUUCAGUUUUGUACAAAUUCAAAUUCGCCGAUUCACUUCUUGGUAGCAUAUAGUAUGUAAUGAAAAUAUCUCUCCGAUGCCGAUGGCUCCAAAGUGUUCGUCCCAAUUCACGAAAUAAACACUCGUAAUAUGUCAAACGAUUUAAAAAAGCAGUUGCAUUACGUAAAUAGAUUAUAAGUUGGUUUGAAAGGUCUUCUAUCGAUCCGAUCUUUUCUCUUCUCUAAUUUUCUUGUAUUAACGGAAACACAGAAGAGGGAACUUGAUUCGCGAGCACAUGGCUCCACGCGUGUCCCGUGGACUGAAUCACGUAAAUAUCUGCCGGCUACGUAAAUAUGAGCUCGUCCUGCAAGGUUGAAGGUUUAUUAUUUGUUGUUGGAUUAAUAGCUGUAACACGUUGGGAUUUGUUAUGGGACCUCUAUCCAUGAUGUGAAACUUUUGUGUUUUUGAAAUGCUUUGAGUAGAAGUGUUCACUCAUGAUUGUAUGGUGGUUUGUAUGAUAUCAAAAUUUACGGCGGCGUUUGGCAAUUGCCGAUGUGAUAACGAAAAUAAUACCUCAUCGCGUCCGCACGUUUAAUUGCUGUCGUGGAUUUUCUUAACACCAAGCAGUUUUACUUUUAUGUGAUUAUUCUUCAUGUAACUUUCUUCCGUUCUUUCAAUUCCAGUUCGUUUGCGAUUUGCCUCAAUUGCUGGUUGCAGAAGGUAGUUUGUAGAAAUAUUUAGUGUAAUGCUCGCCUGGUGUGUAAGUUAUUGCCUAUUCUGUAUUUUCGUUUGUUCCUAGUGGCAGUAGUGCGGUAUGCUUCAAUAGAGUUAAAUAGGCAAAUGUCGUAAAAACUAACCUCUGUACAAAUAUUGAAAAUGCAGAAUAGGCAGUAACGCCAGUAACUGAAAUCAAGCCAAGAUUACACUAAAUACUUCGACACAGACUUUGUUUUGCUGCUUUUGCAGCCAACGAAUGGUCGUGUUAUAUUAUUAACUGUUUACUGUUUAAGACAUAUUUCAAGUUUCAACCGGUUCAACGUGAUGUGUAAGUUACGAAGGGCAUGACUCUCUAUUAAACUUUGUCUUUAAGAAUGAAGCGAUCGUGAUUUAUAGAUGUAAACGUCUCAAACAUUUGAAAUUUCUGCAAAUAUAUACUCCCAUCGUUACAUUUUAGCGUUAUUUCAACAAAAUCAUCAAACAACCAACAUGCAGUAACUCAAAAAAUGUAAUUCCUGAGCUGUGAAAGAUUUUGUAACGUGAGCCACGGUGAGUCAUGAUUUUAUCGUGCAAUGUGCCAGUGUUAUGGAAAUGGCUUAUUAAUUCGGUAACAGUUCGGAAGCUUCUCAUAUUACUCAGGCUAAGCACACUUGAACCUCUUGCUUGUUCGAUUUGGCGCGAAGUUUGGUAAAUGUGCUGCAAGCAACUUAUUGUCAAGUUUUUGGAGGUUGAGACAAUAUUGUCGACGCAACCUGGUUGAAGAAAGAUUGUGAGCAUAGAUUGAUCAGAAAACAACUGUUACAGCGCGAUCGUGCGAGCUUUGGAAGCUCUGAUUUCAGAUUUCCCAAGUAGAGUAGGUACAAUAUAUUCUUGAGGGAGAAUAUAUUAUACAAACGAAGCUGAGUGUACUCAAUCGUGAGGGAUUAAUACGUCAUAUUAACUUUGUGUAUUCGUUUCUGCUAUGUUGCAGUUUAGUUGGCAGAUUUGAUGUCAAAUGAAACUCUUCGGACUUAUUGCUCUUAUAAUACUAUUGUUUGUGGAAACACCACGUAAAUUUAAUUUAAUUUACGUGGUGUUUCCACAAACAAUAGUAUCAUAUGUUUUAUCGCCAUGCAAACUUACAAAGAACUUAUUAAUUGCUCUUGUUCAAUUUUUAUUAAUAUGUCUGCGCGCCAUGAAUUUUUUAGACAUAUCUACAAUAUGCACGUAAAUUUAUUUAUACUAUAUUGUGUAUAUGUGUAUACUAUAUAUAUAUGUUAACAUGUACUAGGUAGUGGUUAUACAUAUAAUUUACGUUGCUAGUAUGUAUAAUCAAUUGAACAAUCAACUUUGUAUAUAAGAUUAUAUAGACUAUAGUUAUUAAUUAAUUGUUUUGUUUUGAAAGUUUUGAACUGCCACUGAAAAACUAUAAAUAGUUAAUCCUAAUCUAGGGGGCUCAAUAAAAAGCCUGUCAAGGUUUCUAGUAGACAGUGCUUUCAAAAUCGCCUGCCCGACGUCCCGGGGCAACCAAAAAUUUGUGUCGGGCAACUAAAAUCUCUUGACUAAUGUCCCGACGGGCAACCACAUUUUAGUGUUUUGAUCGUUUUAAAUUUUGUGUAUUUAAUGUCUUGUUGUCUCGUUAUCAAGUGUUAAUAAAGCUGUGUCAAAAGAUAGCCAUUUACCUUUUUUAUGAUGUCAGAAUACUGAUUUGGUAUUUCAGUAAAAUUGUCCAGAAUAUUUAUAUGCAUGAUUGCGAGUUUUUUGCAAGGAGUAAAUAAGCGCCCACGCUGAUUCGCCUCAAAGAUUAUUAAUUCGGAGAACUGAUUUAAAUUAUCGAGAACUGAUUUAAAUUAUUUUAUUCAAAUGUUUUGAAUGGUAAAAAUUACGUUUAUUGGCUAUACAGACUAGAAUAACAUUCACAAAACUGACUAAAAAUUUAUGUAAAACAAAACAAUUUUAACAUUUUAACAUUUAACAAUUGUAACAAAAAUCAUUUGAUUCCUUUGAUCAGCAUUAAAUCAGUCAUUCUUUUAUAACUAGUCUAAAUGGCGAGGAUUUGUUCCGGCAAAAACUCAUUUAGAAUAAAAAAACCCAGACGCGCGAUUUCAUACUCUUGAAACAAACGAGACGCCCGUUAAAAGGCGCGUCUCGUUAAAGGCGCCGGAGGUAAGAGUAACUUGUAACACAGUAGCAUUUGUAACUUAUUAACAGUUAAAUAAACACCGGUUUUGUUGUGGUUUAUUCAACUCCAUUCUUUUACUUUUAUCUAAUUUAAUGUGGGCAAGUGAGAAAUGGCCUCGGGCAACCAAAUUGUGAGUGUUGCCUGCCCCAAGGGCAACCACUUUCUUCAAAAUUUUGCAAUCCCUGCUAGUAGGCUCCCAGCCCUUAUAAUAAUAUAAUAUUGUAAAUAGCUUAAAAAAACGUAUGUUCGAUAUUGUCCUACAAUACUAGUGGCCAGACUUACGGCAUCAAGAUUGAUAUCCCCGGAGAUGGCAAAAUUUUGGAUCAUGCUGACCGCUAGCACUUGUCAAUUAGAAUGAGAUUUUUCCUUUUAUAAGUGCUCGAAAUGUGGUUUUUAAAGAACAAGUCAAUGUGUCACUUCUUGCCGAAAUACGGGUUCGUUUAGGAAACAUUUUAGAACGAAAUGUAACUGAAAUGGUAUUUCCUAUACGGCCUCCCUAUUAUUAUUAUUAAAACCGCCUGCCACGUAGGCUACCAUUUUGCUGGAUAGCGGAUGCUACUGGAUAGUAGUCUACUAAAUGCUGUAUGGUCAAGAAUAUAGUAAUUCAAAUUACAGUAAUAAUUGGAAUUACAGUCGAAUGCCCACAAACCAUACUAUAGCCUGAGAACGAGGCUUCGUGCUAAAUGGUAAUAUUUCUAUAACAAAUUACAGUUCUGUGGCACUAAGCCUUGAAUGAAUAAUAAUCUAUAUAUAAUAAUUAUUGUACAAAUAUAAUGCGGUCCAUAAGUUAAAUAAAUUAGAUAUGUUUUUAUCAGUAUAAUCAUAAAUAUCAAUUGGAUAUGUUUUUAUAUAAUCAAACGUUGUUGGGACACAAUUGCAGUUCUAGAUCGUAAGUCGAUCUCUUGAGUCAAUCUAUGCAGUUUGUUACGCCCAACACUCUUCCCCCUCCCCAAUCAAUGUUGUUUUCUCAAUUCAAAUACCAAAACACAUCAAAUCUGACGUGAAAAUGGCACAUAUGACAUUGAAUAGGGGGCGGGGGGUCGACGUUCAAAUUAAAGGGUUUUGUGGCAUCUGUCUCAAAUCUCUCAAGACAUUUGAAACUGGUUGUAGAUAGCGGGAAUGACGAAAACCAGUUGUUAUAGUAAAAAUAUCAACGACCGAUACAUGUUAGCUGCGCAAAGUCCUCCCCCCCCCUCAUCGCCAAAAAAAUUAUAUGUUUGCAAAAUAUUUUGAAAUUAUCCUCCCUGCAAAAAUAAAAACUGUUCCACCGCCACUGCAUGGUUAUCGUUUUAUUAAUAUCAAAUACAUAUGAGGAAAAAUCAUCUUUGGAAUUCUAGUGAUGCUUUUUAUUUUAUUUGUUACAAAUGGCCCUGAAUGCUUGUUAUGAACAUGCGCAUUGAUCUAUUUUGUAAGUCUUGGCCGCUAUAUUUCGAAGGCUAAAAGGGUGGAGGCUUUCCACAUCUGGGGGCAAUUCCAAUGCCCGUGAAUGACGUAACAUUUGCGCUAACAGUCGGCCCCUGUAAUUUUAUUUUGUGCGUAUAAUUCAUGCAGACAAAUUAUUUUUUCUCUUAGCAUUAUGAAAGAUGUAAUGCAGUGACUUUAAAGUGCGAUAUCGGAUGUCAAACUGAAGUGUUCAGUGGAUCUCCAGAAGACGGAGAAUUAGGUGCAACUGCUCUUGAGCCGCCAACACAGGUGAGACCACUGAUCUGGUGAAACAGCAUUUUUCUAAGCGCUCAAUCGGCACAACAAUUCUUUACGGCAUGAACAAAUCUGCAGCAUGGCAUGCGAGCCAAAUAGUCACGAUCAGGCAAUAGGUGCAGCAUGUUCGCGCUUUACAACAUCGUUGAUGAAAUGAGGUUAUGCAAUAACUAAAAGUAACAGUGCAUGCAUGCAUGCAUGCAUGCAUGAGGCAACUACUAAAAAAUAUAAAGCAAGUAUGAAGUGAAAUGAAAUGUAGAAGUGCUGUCAAUGUCUGCUGUUGUCAGGCAUAGAUAGAUUAGAGCUAUAAGUGAGAAAAACGCACGUAAUUGCUUUUAUAUUCACUGGUACAAUAGCACAUGUGCAUGUAUUCCCGCCCCACGCUACUAACUUUCAGACUAAGCUGCAAUGCCAACGAAGGAAAAUCUUCGCUCAAACAAAUUCGGCUAGUGGAAAAUCGGCUUUACACGUAGGGCCUUCGCUCAAAACGUCGAAGUUUGUUCUAUUGUUUAGCUAGUUGCAUCGUAAAUUCCAGCCCGCAAAUGCUUUUCUUCGCUACCCAUAUGCACUGGCAUCCAACAUUCAAGAUUUUAGCAUCUGGGUAACCAUGCUACACUAUGUCACCAUGUUGUCAAGUGGUUGGCAUCAGUUUUCGUUGCGUGCAAACUUAGACAAUCCUGAAGACCAGAAUUGCUUUCGGAUUGUCUAUGGUGCGAAGCAAACGUUUAUAGGAGCAAAUCAAUUUUUGUCUUCGUGAUUCAUGUUAAAUUAUUUUAAUUGGUGUGAACAUGUUAGUUAUUUUCAGGGGUAGUCAGCCCAAGAUACCACUUAGCGACCCCUCGGUCAUCUGGAUUAACACCUCGCCGUUAAAACUAGGAUGAUGGACUAUUAACUUAUUAUACUUUUUAUUUAUUAAGGAUAAGGAAAAUGUUGACAUAUUGAAGAUAGCGUUGGAAAGCAAAGAUGCUUUAAUAUCGGAGUUAGAACAGAAAACGCAUAACCUGACGAGAGAGUCUGAGGAUAUGAAAAAACAAGUGAAAGAAGCCAACGAACGCACAAGGAUAGCUGAAUUGGAGGGGGAGGAGUCGAUACAAAUGCGUAACGCAUUUUUCCUUCAAACCACUAGACAGAACGACCAACUUCAACAAAAUGAAAGUGAAAUAAAUUGUUUGCGACGUGAAAUUGAGGAUCUGCAUGCCAAAAAAGACAUUAUGUUCAUUUUAUGA
Paramuricea clavata is the source of this 9106-nucleotide messenger RNA. The record is from the annotation of a GenBank genome assembly. NCBI's taxonomy places the organism in Eukaryota, Metazoa, Cnidaria, Anthozoa, Malacalcyonacea, Plexauridae.